This is a messenger RNA of Colletotrichum truncatum, 567 nucleotides long. RefSeq names its product HpcH/HpaI aldolase/citrate lyase family protein. Gene Ontology annotation, cellular component: cytoplasm. NCBI's taxonomy places the organism in Eukaryota, Fungi, Ascomycota, Sordariomycetes, Glomerellales, Glomerellaceae. The record is from RefSeq and is a predicted model, not a curated record. Gene Ontology annotation, molecular function: aldehyde-lyase activity.
AUGUCGGCGAUGCAGGCAGCUAACAGGCUUAAAUCAGUCUUCACCAAAGGCACCGGUCCGAGCUUCGGACUGUGGCAGAUGAUCCCGGGGGCCAAUGUCUCCCGGGUACUUGCCCGGAGCCCUGGUGUGGAUUGGGUCUUGGUGGACUGCGAACACGGGAACAUUGACGACGGGGCUAUGCACGAUGCAGUUCCCGCCAUCGCCGCCGCUGGCGUAUCGCCCAUUGUGAGAAUACCUGAUAUGCAGGGUUGGAUGGUCAAGCGCGCAUUGGACUGUGGUGCUCACGGGAUUCUUGUCCCGUUGCUCCGUAACGCCCAGGAGGCAAAGGAUCUUGUCCAGUCUGCCAAGUUCCCGCCAUGGGGAAGACGGGGUUUCGGCUCGCCGCUGGCCAUGGAGAGGUUCAGCCCGGCGCCGAGUAUGACUGAGUAUCUGCAGCAGGCCAACGAUAGCCUGCUCACCAUGGUUCAGAUUGAGACCCGAGAGGCUUUGGACUCGGUGGACGAGAUUGCUGCGGUUGAAGGCAUCGAUGUUUUAUUUAUCGGGCCCUUUGAUUUAGGUCAGCUGUGA